This is a messenger RNA of Pygocentrus nattereri (red-bellied piranha), 3048 nucleotides long. It is a transcript of the gene cgrrf1, whose product is annotated as cell growth regulator with ring finger domain 1. The transcript has 7 exons. Gene Ontology annotation, biological process: negative regulation of cell growth. Lineage: Eukaryota; Metazoa; Chordata; Actinopteri; Characiformes; Serrasalmidae. The coding region runs from base 171 to 1160 and encodes 329 amino acids. The record is from RefSeq and is a predicted model, not a curated record.
CUGCUGCUGAACAGCCUCCGCCAGCGGGCUCCGCUCCUCCGGGCUCCGCUCCUCCACCGCAGCAGCUCCACGGCCGAAUCGCGUUUUCAGUGGCUCCGGUUUAGCGAGCGGGCCGCCGUAGCUGCAGUAGGCGGAAUCCUGACGCGCCUCGCCGUGCAGGGGUUUUGGGAAUGGCCGCGGAGUUCCUGGUCAAGCUGUAUGAAUAUUCUCCUGUUUUCUACAUCUGCGUCAUUUCAGUCUGCUUCAUCAUCACCACGACGGCUCUGCUGGGCUACGGGUUCGGCUUUGGCAUCCCAGUGAUCCUGCAAAGCAUUGAUGAAGCGGAAUCUUUCUCUCCUGUUCCAGAGAAGAAGAUGGUGCAGGUUACCAAUCCCUUCGCUCUGGAGAUGGGCACAACAGCGGGCACAGUAGCGGAUGGAGUGGGCUUGCGGCCGUACUGUCUGGAGGACUGUGUGCUGACCUGUUUUUGGGGCUGUGGAGUUCAGGCUCUUCAGGCUGUGCUGCAGAAACACCAGCACAGGACCAGGCUGUCCACUCCACGCUCCUUCCAGGAGGCCCUGCAGUUUCACUACCUGCACUGCCAGACCUUUCACGUCCAGAAGGAGGAGAGGGACGAGUGCUUUACUGAGCUGCCGGCAGAUGUCGGGGUGUGGGAUUUUGGGCCUCUCCCGCGGGAUCGUUAUCCGUUAGUGGCUGUUUUAACCUUGGCUAAUGCUGAGCACAGAGAUUCUUACAAUAUAGUCGCCAGUGUAACGGUGCUCCACGUUCCUGAUGAUAAAUACAGGCUCUCUGCGAGGAUUCUGUCUCAGUAUCUGCACACGACUCAGGGGAACACGUAUGAUUUAAAGCCUCUCUUCAUGUCCACAGAUAGUGGAGAGCAGUCUGGAUCCUCCACCGCAGACACUGGGCCACAGACUAAACCACCUGAGGAGGAGGCGGAGGAGCCAGAGAAGGAAGAGGAGGAGCCAGGAGCGCCGGGCAGAGACUGUGUUGUGUGUCAGAACGCACCGGUGAACAGAGUGUUGUUACCAUGCCGACACACGUGCAUUUGUGACGGGUGCGUGACGCGGUUUCAGCACUGCCCAAUGUGCCGGGCUUUCGUGGUAGAGUCCUUUGCUUUGGCCAAUCAGACACUUCCCGAAGGUGAAUCGGAGGAGUGAAUUACGUUACAUAAUCAGCAUCCGUGUUAGUGUUGAAGGAAUACUGCAGUGUUUUUUAUUUCUAUCUGUUCCAUCUGCAGCGUACAGUCGGGUAUGAUACAGUUAGUCCUCUGUAGAUGGGAAAGAAUACAAAGCCCACUGAACUGGACACUUUAUAAUAGAAGUCAAUGGGCAGAUGCUCUGAAAUAUUAAAGGAACACACACGUCUUGUCCAGCCUAAUCUGUAGCACAUCGUUUAACACCACAGACAAUAACUAAAGUGUGCUUGGAAAAGAGUGAACGAGUGAAAAGUGCAUGAACUAAAACACAGUUAUAAUGGGAGGCAGUCCUGGGCUGCAGGUUAGGGAACCAGUCAUGUGACCGGAAGGUCGCCAGUUCAAUCCCCUCAGCUGACAGUAUGUGGGGCACCCAACCCCCAUGGGCGCUGUGGAUAGGGCUGCCCAAGUGUGCUCACUGCCCCCUAGUGUGUGUGUGUGUGCUCACUAGUGUGCAUGUCUGCGGGUGUUUCACUGCAUGGGUGGGUUAAAUGCGGAGGUCUAAUUCCACAGUGUGCAGAACACAGUUGGCUGAUGGUUCUGCAUUCAGUUCAGUGGGCAGAUGAUCUGACGUGACUUCAGGAUUUUCUUAUCCAAUCUCCGUCUGCUACUGUAAUAUAUAUGAUUUUAUGAUUUAAGAAUUGGCACGUUCUUAUAAAGGAACAAAAAAAGUUCUAAUGGAAGUCAAUAGGCAGAUGCUCUGAAGUGUUACAAGAACAUUUUAGUACAUUUAAACCUAAUUUAUAUUUGCUGUAGGUGUAGCUUAUAGCUGAUUACCGGACAAUAAUUUCCCUGAACUUAUAAAAGAAAAUCAGAAAGUAACUUAUUAUAACUGGGUUAUAAUAGAAGUCAAUGGGCAGAUGCUCUAUAAUAUUAAAGGGACACUUCAGUCUUUUCAAAUCUGACCUCUGCUGCGUCUCUAGCAGUUAGACCACCAGACAGUAACUGAAUCGUACUUAAACGAGGAAACUCUUCAUCUAAAAGCACUGCUGUAGUAGAAGUCAACGGGCAGAUGUUUAAGUAUUAAAGGACACUUUGGAGCUUUUCAGCCUAACGUCUGUCAGGUAUGUCUGCAGAUGUCUGCAGCAGAUGGGGUUUAAUGUUGAAUCAGACGGUGAGUUCCGUAGCUAAGGACAUUUCAGAAAGUCAUGUUACAUAUUCAGACUGAAGAUAUGUAGAUAGCGUGGAUUUUUCUUUUCUUAUGUGUUUUUUUAAUAUGUAAAAUGGUUUAAGUGUUAAUACCUAAAUACAUGCGUAUGUACAUACACAUUUUAUUGUCUUACUGACUGCUGAGGCGAGAACGUUUUCAUGUUUGUUUUCUUGCUGGAAAAUGUUUUGGAUGAGACGCUUCAAGUUAGAAAUGAAUUAAAAUCAAAGAUAUUGUUAAAAAUGGUUCUGUCAGAGGUGGGCGAUACGGCAAAAAUCGUAUAUAUUGAGAUACUUCAGGAAACUGUCGUGAUGCACGGUAUUUGUUUGACAUUUGAUGAGCUGGAUAAGUGGAAAAAGAGCCAGGAGUGCUAGAUCUUAUAAAAAUACGAUCCAGAACUAUAAACACAGUCGUUUUUGUUCAAUAUGUAGCACAAAUUCCAGUUAAACUAGAUUAAUUUUGCUCUCUUUAUAAUGAAACAUGCAGCUGGUUGGUGUCUGUAAGUACUGAUGAUGUACACAAUGUUCAGAAAAGCUUAUUCUAUUUUAUUGUGGCAUCAUUGAUCACACACACACACACACACACACAGACACACACACACACCUGAUAUUGCCCAGCUCUAGGUUUAGUCUACUGUAAAAAUGUUGUAUAUACUCACUGUACUGUACUGAUUUCAUAGAAUUAAAACAUCUAAAUUAUGGACUUA